UGCGGGGCACCAGCGGAAUCGCCUGUAGUUGUGGCUUGAAGCUGAACAUGCUCAGUAGCUGAAGCGUCUGUGUUUCCUCUGCCCAUCCUUGUUGUGAACGUAGAACGAGAUCUCUGCUUUGGAAGCAACAGUUACCGGAACCGGCUUAUUGUCAUUUUAUUUUUUUUGGCUAUGGGUAGUCACGAAGCUGCGGCGGUAGAAACGGGCCACUUUCCAGACAAUGAUAGACCAGAAGUUGUCAAUGAAGAAUCCAGAAGGCUCACCAAAGAAAAGAUUUUUAUAUUGGCAGCGACAGCAUCCAUUAACUUCAGUUCAAUGAUUUGCUACUCAAUCCUGGGACCCUUUUUUCCAAGAGAGGCUGAAAAGAAAGGUGCCAGUAGUACAGUAGUUGGACUCAUUUUUGGAUGCUUUUCCAUAUGCAACUUCUUCAGUUCUCUGAUAAUGGGCAAAUAUCUUGUCCAGAUUGGAGCAAAAUUUAUGUUAGUUUCUGGAAUGUUUGCGUCAGGAUGUGUAACCAUUCUCUUUGGAUUGUUGGACAGAGCACCUGAUGGGCCCGUAUUUAUCGGACUAUGUUUUUUGGUUCGCGGAAUGGAUGCAGUUGGGUUUUCUGCAGCAAUGACAGCUUCAUUUUCUAUUCUUGCAAAAGCCUUUCCUAACAACAUAGCUACAGUUCUGGGCAGUCUUGAAAUUUUUACUGGGCUGGGACUAGUGCUGGGUCCCCCUAUCGGUGGCUUUUUGUACCAGACAUUUGGCUAUGAAGUCCCUUUCAUUGCACUUGGAUGUGUAGUGCUGAUUAUGGUGCCUCUGAACAUAUAUAUCUUACCAGGAUAUGAUUCAACUCCUAGCAAAGAUUCUUUCUGGAAGCUUAUGACUAUACCCAAAAUUUUACUCCUCUGUUUUACUAUGUUUUCACUAAGUGCAUCUUUGGGCUUUCUAGAUCCAACAAUGUCACUGUUUGUCUUGGAAAAAUUCCAGUUGCCAGUUGGUUAUGUAGGAUUAGUUUUUCUGGGUUUAGCUCUCUCCUAUUCCUUAUCUUCACCAUUGCUUGGCUUUCUGAGUGAUAAAAAGCCGCCUUUAAGGAAGUAUCUGUUGAUCGUUGGAGGCUUAAUCACAGCAUUAUGCUAUUUUCUGCUAGGACCAGCUCCUGUCUUGCACAUUGAAAGCAAACUAUGGCUCUUCGUUCUAAUGCUAGUCAUCAUUGGUUUUUCGCUUGCCAUGAGUGGUAUUCCAGCAUUCCCUGAGAUACUCGGUUGUGCAUAUGAGAAUGGAUUUGAAGAGGGGUUAAGCUUGUUAGGACUGAUCUCAGGACUCUUCAAUGCAGUAUGGUCACUUGGGUCUUUUGUAGGACCAACACUAGGUGGAUUCCUAAAUGACAAACUAGGUUUUGAGUGGGCUGCAGCCAUACAAGGUGGAUUACCACUACUGAGUGGAGUGGCUAUUGGAAUUUACUAUAUCUAUGAGGCCUCAUGUAGAAGAAGAUUCCCUCCACAAGAUGGUCUGGGUACAGAGCAAGAAAGAGCUAAUCUUUUAUCUAGUGAAACAUAAUUGGAAAUCUUCCCCAUCAGCAGCUCAAAUCUAAUUUUGUGAAACCUAGAAGCAUAACGCACUCGGAAGGGGGAGCAAAUAGCUUUCAGUGUGAAAACCCUCUUAUAACACCAUGUGAAGAAUUCUGAAACCUUUAUAACUGAAAUGUACCAUUCUAUCAUUUAGAUAACUAAUGCCUUUCUGUUUUGGGCAUUCCUAUGGUGAGCUAUUUGAGCUGGGUAUAUCUGGGAGUAUUUGUACAGGAGAAAUAUUUCACACCAUGUGAAAUUAAUAUAUAGCACAAUGUGCCAUAUGUUUCAUAAUAAUAUACUUUUACACUUAACACCACCAUUGU
Molecule: messenger RNA, 1879 nt
Organism: Gekko japonicus
Lineage: Eukaryota; Metazoa; Chordata; Lepidosauria; Squamata; Gekkonidae
Gene: SLC18B1
Product: solute carrier family 18, subfamily B, member 1
Exons: 14
Coding region: 172-1545 (457 amino acids)
Biological process (GO): transmembrane transport
Molecular function (GO): transmembrane transporter activity
Source: RefSeq, a predicted model, not a curated record